Messenger RNA from Dendrobium catenatum, 2132 nucleotides. RefSeq names its product dicarboxylate transporter 2.1, chloroplastic. Gene Ontology annotation, biological process: transmembrane transport. The coding region runs from base 129 to 1802 and encodes 557 amino acids. The transcript has 4 exons. Gene Ontology annotation, cellular component: membrane. NCBI's taxonomy places the organism in Eukaryota, Viridiplantae, Streptophyta, Magnoliopsida, Asparagales, Orchidaceae. The record is from RefSeq and is a predicted model, not a curated record. Gene Ontology annotation, molecular function: transmembrane transporter activity.
UGUAAAGCCCACUCUUUUUCUGGAUCGCGUACCACGCAUCACAUAUUUUGCUGUUCCUCUCUUUCCCUCGCUCUUCCCUCUCUCCAUCUUUCAUUUACACUUCCCUCGUCCACUCCGCUCUCCAUCCAAUGGAAUCCACCGCCCUCUUCCGCCCUCUUCCCUUCCCCUCUUCCUUCCUCCUCCAUCGUUCUGUCCCCAUACGCCCUCCUUCCUCCGCUAUCUUCCCCACAAAUCGCUCAUCCCUUAAUCUCCUCCGCCGCCGCUGCCCUUCCCUUCCUCCCUGCCUUCUAUUUAACCGUAACGCUCAACAAAAGCCGCUCCUUUCCCUAAUACGCGCCUCUUCAUCGCCUCCUCACCCACCAUCUCCCCCGUCGCCGCGUCCUUCCGGGGCGAAGCCAUUGCCGCUCGCUAUCUCCGUCGCAAUCGGACUCGCCAUUCGCUUCCUCAUCCCCAAGCCCGUCGAGGUCACUCCCCAGGCGUGGCAGCUCCUAGCAAUCUUCUUCUCCACCAUUGCUGGGCUUGUGCUCAGCCCCCUCCCCGUAGGCGCCUGGGCUUUCAUCUGCCUCACAGUAUCCGUCAUCACGAGGACGGUCAGCUUCUCCGCUGCUUUCGGUGCAUUCACGAACGAGGUGAUCUGGCUGAUUGUGAUUUCUUUCUUUUUUGCUCGGGGGUUUGUGAAGACGGGGUUGGGGGAUCGGAUCGCUACCUAUUUUGUGAAGUGGCUUGGGAGGAGCACGCUAGGGCUUUCUUACGGGCUUACAGUGAGCGAGGCGCUGAUAUCUCCGGCAAUGCCUAGUACUACAGCGAGGGCGGGUGGAGUGUUUUUGCCGAUUAUCAAGUCUUUGUCUUUGUCUUCGGGGAGCAGGCCUGGUGAGAAGUCGUCCAAGAAAUUGGGAUCUUUUUUGGUCAUGUCUCAGUUCCAGUCAGCUGGUAACUCAAGUGCUCUUUUCCUAACUGCUGCAGCUCAAAACCUGUUGUGCCUAAAGUUAGCUGAGGAACUUGGGGUUAAGAUUGUUAGCCCAUGGGUAACUUGGUUUAAAGCUGCAAGUUUGCCUGCCAUUGCCGGUCUUAUCAUAACUCCGUAUCUUCUUUAUAAGAUCUAUCCCCCCGAAACUAAGGACACUCCAGGUGCAUCUGCUUUGGCUGCUAAAAAGCUUGAGCAGAUGGGACCUGUCACAAGAAAUGAAUGGGUUAUGGUUGCAACGAUGCUUCUUGCAGUUUCAUUGUGGAUUUUUGGAGAGUCUCUUGGUGUGGCAAGUGUGGUUGCUGCAAUGCUGGGAUUAUCAAUCCUGCUUUUGGUGGGUGUCUUAGAUUGGGAUGAUUGCUUAAGUGAACAAUCUGCAUGGGAUACAUUGGCUUGGUUUGCAGUAUUAGUUGGCAUGGCAGGUCAACUUACAAACCUCGGUAUUGUGUCAUGGAUGUCAAACUGUGUGGCCAAGUCUCUACAGUGUUUCUCUUUGAGCUGGCCAGUAGCUUUUGGUGUUCUUCAAGGAUCCUACUUCCUCAUCCAUUAUCUGUUUGCAAGUCAGACAGGACAUGUAGGAGCCCUUUAUUCGGCAUUUCUUGCCAUGCAUCUUGCAGCUGGAGUACCUGGUGUAUUGGCAGCUCUAGCGUUGGCAUACAAUACAAAUCUUUUUGGUGCACUAACGCAUUAUAGCAGUGGACAAGCUGCAGUUUAUUAUGGAGCUGGUUAUAUAGAUCUUCCAGACUUAUUCAGGCUGGGCUUUUUGACAGCCUUGAUUAACUGUUUGACCUGGGCAGUAGUUGGAUGCUUCUGGUGGAAAAUAUUGGGCCUCUACUAAACCUUUUGUAGCCAUUAUGAAACAUUUUUCUUCUUCAUUGCGCUGUACUGUCCAAUCAAUCAUUGAAGCAGCUCAGGAUUGCAUUUAUGGCUUCAUUUCACUGAGGCUGCUGCAGCUGCUGCUGGGUCUUCACGAUCUGUCACCAAAUAUUUAUGUUAAAUUGUUCUUUCAUCACAAUAAUUUGUAUACCGCUUCCAUCAUUAGUGAUAGUAGGAACUUCUCUUCCUGUUUCUCUGGCUUAAUGUUCUAUCUGUUUCUGUACCAGCACAGCUGCUUUUGUUUUUUUUUUUUUUCUUGGAAAAUGGAGAACCAGGCACAAAUUUGAUGUAA